Malus domestica (apple) is the source of this 1773-nucleotide messenger RNA. RefSeq lists its product as uncharacterized. Gene Ontology annotation, biological process: DNA repair; replication fork processing. Gene Ontology annotation, cellular component: nuclear replication fork. NCBI's taxonomy places the organism in Eukaryota, Viridiplantae, Streptophyta, Magnoliopsida, Rosales, Rosaceae. Gene Ontology annotation, molecular function: ATP binding; ATP-dependent chromatin remodeler activity. The record is from RefSeq and is a predicted model, not a curated record.
AGAUAGUUCAAGGUUAGUUCAGAGAUCAAAUUAAAUUAGGAUAAUAGUUUAGGGGUCAAACGGAAAGAGGUUAGCGCCCAAAUCAGGCGUGUAACGGCGGCAGGUUUUUCAUCGUUACUUUCUUCAUUUUUGCCGCUUGAGAGACGUUCAUGUCGCAAAAAGGAUAAAAAAAAAAAAUAUCCGAAACCCCAAAAAUUCAAAUACUUUCUCGGCACUCUGCAACUCUCUCAGUUUUCUGUCCAACAAUGGCGUUGGACGACGACGACUGGGAUUUGAGCGCCGAAGAAUUCGACUCUCUGGAAAGAGACGCGUUCCAGAAACUCACUCAGCAACGCGUCAACUCCGCUUCCACGUGUUCUUCUUCUUCCUCUUCGUAUCCUUCGUUUGAUCUCUUCCAGGUGCCCCAAUCUUUUCCCAACAAUUACAACAGCAACUGUAGUUUCCAGAGUUCCCCUGCGAAACCCAUUUCGAAUUCUCUUCCGAACAAGGUAGCACCUUUGUCUCCCGGGACUAGAGUAUUACCUCCAUCAGUCCCAUGUAAAGUAAACCUUGAAGGUGAACGUCUAAAGGAGCUACCUAAGAUCACUGUUAAAUUUUUUCUUCAUGCUAGUGGAAACAUUGCCGCAAAAUUUCCUUAUGACCAGGCGGUAGUAGGUGCUGUUCGCAAGAUCCCCAAAGCCACAUGGUACGCUAAAGAAAGAUUAUGGAUGUUCCCUAUACCUUCUUUGUCUUCUGCUGAGAAGGUUCUUCAUGAGACAUCUGGUGUUAACAUUGAGGUAGAGAACUUAGAUCCCUUAGUUCACCGUGCUAUUGCUGCUGCCUCUGUUGUUCCAGACCUUCGAGACCAAUACGAUAGGAUACCUAGAUGUAUUGAAUCAAAGCUCUUGGCAUUUCAGCGAGAAGGUGUUAGGUUUAUCUUGCAGCACGGGGGGCGUGCUCUCCUGGCAGAUGAAAUGGGAUUGGGAAAGACUUUACAGGCUAUUGCUGUUGCAUCUUGUGUUCGUGACUGUUGGCCUGUUCUUAUAAUCACACCAUCUUCCUUGCGUUUACAGUGGGCCUCUAUGAUUCAACAAUGGUUAAACAUCCCUUCAUCAGAUAUACUUGUUGUUUUGACUCAAUGCGGUGGGACAAACAAAAGCGGGUUUACAAUUGUAUCCUCAAACGCCAAGGGGACCAUUCAUCUUGAUGGCCUAUUCAACAUCAUCUCCUAUGAUGUAGUACCUAAAAUUCAGAAUCUACUAAUGGCAUCAGAGUUUAAGGUUGUGAUUGCAGAUGAGUCACACUUUUUGAAAAAUGCUCAAGCAAAGAGGACAAGUGCCUCCCUUCCUGUCAUAAAGAGGGCUCAGUACGCAAUAUUGCUGAGUGGAACUCCUGCUUUGUCCCGACCAAUUGAACUAUUUAAGCAGCUUGAAGCCUUGUAUCCUGAUGUAUACAAAAGUGUUCACGAAUAUGGUAAUCGAUAUUGCAAGGGCGGAACGUUUGGAUUGUAUCAAGGUGCAUGUAACCAUGAAGAAUUGCAUAAUUUGAUGAAGGCAACAGUGAUGAUUCGCAGACUAAAAAAUGAUGUUCUUUCUGAGCUUCCUGUGAAGCGUAGGCAACAGGUCUUUUUGGAUUUGGCCGAAAAGGACAUGAAACAAAUCAAUGCUUUCUUCCGGGAGGUAAUCCAAGUCUCGUUAAUGAAGUUGAUAAGUUGAGAAUAAGUAGCUAUUGCCCUCUUGGAGUUCCAACUAGCUGAAGUCCGUUCACGUUUUGUUGUGCUGUUAUCUUAUAUGA